Messenger RNA from Acaulospora morrowiae, 541 nucleotides. NCBI's taxonomy places the organism in Eukaryota, Fungi, Glomeromycota, Glomeromycetes, Diversisporales, Acaulosporaceae. The record is from the annotation of a GenBank genome assembly.
AUGGAGAAUUGGUGGAGCGAAAAGAUUCCUUGCCUAGUUUAGCAUGGUAUAGAGAUCAGGAUUUUAAAGCGGCGAAGCUUAGUAAUGUGUCGCCGAAAACCUUAGCCCAUCUCAAAGCUCCUGAUUGUACACUCCAAGUCACCUUUCCAAUUGAGGUUGGUGAAGAUAGAGUUGAAGUUCUUACGGGUUAUAGGGUUCAUCAUUCUCGUCAUUUGCUACCGGUCAAAGGUGGAAUCCGAUUUUCGACUGAGGUUGAAGAGCAAGAAGUAGCAGCAUUAGCUGCUCUCAUGACCUAUAAGUGCGCUGUUGUAGAUGUUCCGUUUGGUGGUGCAAAAGGAGGUAUUGCUUUGGACCCUACUAAAUUCACCGAAAAUCAGCUGGAAAGAAUCACACGACGUUACACCAUGGAACUAUGUCAAAGGGCAUUUAUUGGCCCUGGAGUUGACGUGCCUGCACCCGAUGUAGGCACAGGUGCUCGCGAAAUGUCAUGGAUUAUGGAUACCUACAGACAAUUUCAUCCCAAUGAAGUAGUCUCCCUCGG